This is a messenger RNA of Symbiodinium sp. CCMP2456, 2013 nucleotides long. NCBI's taxonomy places the organism in Eukaryota, Dinophyceae, Suessiales, Symbiodiniaceae. The record is from the annotation of a GenBank genome assembly.
AUGGGCGCAACGCGCAAGCCGUCGCCGCAUGUCGCUUCAAGCCCUGGGCGGCUCCCUUUCUUGGCACAGCUGGGGCUGGGGCUCGGGCUCUGUCUUUCUGCGGAGGGCUCGCCGGGCGGCCUCUACGCCUUCCUGGACUGUGAGGGGAAUGAGCAGUGGAGCAGCUUCCGGCGCCAGCUGGCCGAGCCUGCGGAGCCGGCUGCGGCGCCUGCGGCUGCAGAGGCAGAGGCAGAGGCAGAGGCAGAGGCGACCGCAAGGCGUCUACUCACAGAGCAUCUUCCAGGUGUGGAGGCCACCGCGCGGCGCUUCGUCGAAGCCCUUUCCGAGCCCCGCGGCACAGCCCCGCGCUUCCACGAGGACUGCCUCUACGGAGUGGUGGCUGCUCUCCACGUUCGCGGCCGUGCGCUCCACGCCUCAGGUGCCCUCCAUGCCGCCUUGGCCGACUGGGACUUGGCCCUCCGCCUCCUGGGCAAGGAGCUUGGCCUGGACUUCCUGGAGUCCACACACUGGCCCCUGCGCUCUGGACAGCUCCUGGAAGAGAUGAGGACAAAGCAGGGAGCACGAGGGAGACCGCGACGACAGUGGCAGGCGAGACCGCUUCGGCGACGUGCGGCUGGACAAGGGCCCUGGGCUCUCGAUCCGCUCAGCUUGGAUCGGUCUCUCUGGGCGCGGCUGCGGCUCCCUGAGCCCUUUCCAAGCCGAGCGGCCGAGGCCUUCUCCGUUGUGGUCUAUGGCUACCAUCCGGUUCUCAUCGAGCCCAUCUCGGCGCUCCUGCAGUUCGAGGACUAUGCUGAAGGACUUCAGCUGAAUUGGUACGGCAUCAGCGAAAGGGACUGCAGCUUUUUCGCGCUCUGCGAGGCGACAGGAACGCGCAGGGAAGCGAGGAAGCCGGUCCCUGGUAGGCUCCGCUGGAAAGUCUACGAGAGCUCUUUGGAUGAGGAGGAGGUCUUGGCGGCUUAUGACAGGUUUUGGGAAUCCGAGCUAUUGAGAGCAGAUCUAGUGAUUGCCAUGGAACUCCGGGAUGCCUACUUCCUUUGGCGCGUGUGUGAUGCUGCCACGAUCUACUACGCGGCGCUGAUCUUCUUGCAGGACGAGGCGAUGAGCGACUACGCCGCAGACGUCUACUUGCGGCAGUUCGAUGCUUUCCGAGAAAACGACGUGCUCCACCGCCUGAAGCAGGGCCGGCUAGGGCUGGGCCGGCAGCUGGGCCGGCUAGGCCCGGCUCCUCCACGGACCGCCAUGGUGGCGCAGUCGCCCUACAUUGCCGCCAGCAUCCAGUAUCACACCAACCAGACGCUUCCUUGCGUCCGGCCUUUGGCCCUCUACGUCGAUCAAACCUAUGCCCCAAACCGCUCCAAAACCUCGCUGCUGGUCCUCUGUGCCAGGACGCGGCUCAUGAUGUCGCACGCCUGUCGCGGACUUUUCCGGGAAGCUCGUCGCUUGCUGUCCCGGACAGGGCCUCGGUUGUUUUUGCCCUCCGGGGACCGCGACGUGGUACACGGCUUGACCUUCGCAGAAGUGGCCACCUUUCAUGCUGCUGUGCUGAUUCCCUGGAACAUUGCCAUCACGACCUUCUCAGAAUUCUACGCCCUGCAUUUGCCCAUCUUUGUGCCGGAUCCGCUCUGGCUGGCAAGGCUUUGGCCGAAGCAGAUGACGAGCUAUGCCAAGUCUCAUCCAAAUUUGCACCGACAACUGCGACCCAACCACGAGCAUCCAACACCAUAUCCGUCCCUUGAUUCGCUGGCGACGGAUUUCUGGAUCAUGCUGUACUGGGCUGAGAACUAUGGAGGCAUCUACGAGAUGCCUGGGGUCCAACAGUUCGCCUCCAUUCCCGAGCUCCUCUUUUCCUUGAAGCAGAAGCUUUCCGAGAAUCCGCUCUUUUUCGAGAUGCUGUCGCGGGAGAUGCAAGAAGAAACUCAACGUGCCCGUGAGGAGGUUCUCGUCUUCUGGCGUGAUCUCGCUGGUGUCCUCACCGCCUCAGCUCAUGUGCAUGGUAUGCUGGAAAUGAUGUGA